Centruroides sculpturatus (bark scorpion) is the source of this 887-nucleotide messenger RNA. RefSeq names its product pectinesterase inhibitor 10-like. Bases 386 to 823 code for a protein of 145 amino acids. The record is from RefSeq and is a predicted model, not a curated record. Lineage: Eukaryota; Metazoa; Arthropoda; Arachnida; Scorpiones; Buthidae. The transcript has 3 exons.
UUUAUAUCAUAAAUCCUAUUUCGAUAACAGAGGCUUCAUUACAGAUGUAAAUUAUGCCAGAGAAUUGGCUUUGACGACUCUUUCCACUGCUUCAGUUGGACCGAGUAUCCCUGCUGAGGAACCCUGUGGCUUCCAGUGGCCCAAAGCCAGGACAAUUCAACUAAUUUCCUUGUACAAUGAACACAGGGAGAAGUUUGAAUUACCCCAAUAUACAAAUAUUCAGAUAUGGAGGAUAAUAUCAAAUAAGUUAAAUGAGGAGGGGUUUUCAGUCACUCCAGCCCAAGUUGACACCAAAUGGCGGGGACUGAAAAAAACAUUUAAAAAAAUCAAACUGCACAAUUCCCAAUCCGGUAACAACCGGAAACAUUGGGAAUUUUUUUCUUUAAUGGACGAUGCAAUUGGGAGACGGCCUGAAAUUUCCCCUGUUGCUACUUGUAGCAACACAGAUGGAGUGAGAGUAAAUUCACACUCAAGUUCCACUCCAUCAUCCCCAUCUCCUGUUGCCUGCGUGUCAUCCCCGUCAGGUCCUGUUGCCUGCGUGUCAUCCCCGUCUCCUGUUGCCUGUGUGUCAUCCCCAUCAGGUCCUGUUGCCUGCGUGUCAUCCCCGUCAAGUCCUGUUGCCUGCGUGUCAUCCCCGUCAAGUCCUGUUGCCUGUACAUCAUCAUCAUCCGCAACCAGUUCUCGUAAGAGAAAAAGAGAAAGCAGCGAGUUGGUGAAAGCGUUAAAUGACAUACGAAGAGAAAUACAGGAGAGGAGGGAGGAGAGGAAGAAAGAGCGUGAAAAGCUCCAUGAAGUACUAAACAAAAUUUUAGAAAAAUUAUGAAUAAAGUUCUUUUUAUAUUGAAAACAAAAAGUUUUUAUUUCAUAUGAAGUAAACAAAAACUCAU